UGAUCGUCGUUCGUCGUCGUGGGUGUCGUGGUUUUCAUUGAGUCUUUCACUGUUUUCUGAUUUUCUCUUACCAAUUUCUUCACCAUGCCUCAGCCGAAAUGGUACCACAAAUCUCUGGCAGAAUUGUGUAUGGACAGUAUCGUCGAUAACAUGGAGAAAUGGACGGCAUUACGUAACUCGGAGCCCGUUUCCUGUGAUUUUUAUCAUCUACCUUCACACAAUCUGGAGUACAUGAUUCCAUGUCUCAUAGAAGAUCAGAAAAGGAGAAGCCCAACAGAGGAGAUGUUUGAUUUACUCAUCAACCCACAUUUGAAAGUUCUUGAUUUAUCAAAAGAGGGAUCAUUUGAAAGUGAGGUCGAAAGAAAUCUUGGAAUCGUGCGAUUAGCUUCGGUCAGAUGUUCGCAACUAACAACAUUAAGGAUCAAAGGUGUUUACUGCUAUGAUUUCCCUAAAUAUUGUUGUGAAGCACUAAAAAUACCAAUUUCCAACUGUGUAAAAUUAUUGGAAGACGAUAUUUUUUUUACCAUGUUGCAGCAAUUUGAACACUUGCAAGUUCUUGAUUUGUCUUACACAACAUAUGGUGCUAGUUGCAUGCUCAGUCUUGGAGCAACUCGUAAACCACAACUAAGGGAGUUACUAGUUAAUAGGUGCCCCAAUGUAACGGAUACCGUAAUGCUAGAGUUUUGCAUCGGACAAAGCUCCCUUUACAAAUUAUCCUUUGAGAGAACAGCAGUGACUUCUGUCGGAAUUAAAUAUGCCAUCGAACAUUUAACGGAACUGAAAGAGAUAGAAUUUGACGAAGAGCGCAAUAUCCUCAAAAUCUUCCGUGACAUUCACAAUGAAUCCAGAGAAUUGAAAAAAUAUUCGUUAACCAAGUUGUCUAUUUCACGUUUCGUUCCUUACGAAAAAGGCGGCAUUUCGUUGAUGGUUUCCAUGUGUCCGGCCCUCGUCAAACUUGACAUGUACACGAUUAAAGGAAUUACGGAUGUGGAGUUGUUAGGUUUUCGUGAACUUAAACAAAUCAAAAGUCUCACAUUUUUUCAUGAUAUUGAUUUGACGUUCCCUUUUCACGGCGGUGUAGUUCCUAUUCUUCGAGUCCAUGGCUAUAGAUUAGAAUGGUUACGUAUAAUGCCUCCGGUUCCUAGCGAAAAAGUUCACUUAAUCAUCGAGUGCUGCCCAAAUAUUCAGGAACUGUUCCUUUGUAUUAGUAGUGACAUUGCAUUGCGAGAGCAAGAAGUAGACCAGUCUUCUUUUUAUCCCCCGAAGCAAGAUCUUUGGUUCCAUGAAGCAGUUCCGUUAAGGAUGUUGAAAACCCUUCAUUUGGAAUAUUCUAGUUACUAUUCGCCAUUCGCUAUUUCUCCCGAAAUUUUGUUAUUUCUCUUGUCUUCCCCUGCUCUUACAAAAAUUACCUUUAUUAAUUGUCCACAUCUUACUGCCCAGAUAAUUGAGAAAGCUUGUGCUAGGAACACUUUCAGAAAUUUGACGUUUUUAAUGUUGUACAAUUGUGAUAAUGUUAACCAGAAAGGCAUCGAUUUCUUCAUGAACGAAAUGAAUCCCUUGACCGAGAUUAUUUUGGGAAGAUGUGGUCAUCUGGACAUUUCGCGAUUGAAAGGUAUAUUAAAAGGUAUUGGAAGAUAUUGGAAGAUAAAAAUGACUGUGGAAUAAUUGAUAUUGAUUUCAACAAAACUGCGAUCUCAAAUUUACCAAGCUCCCUUCUUUUCCAUUUUAGUUUCAAACACUCAUUUCCUCUGUUUUAUUCUGCCACCACACAAUUCUCGUUACCACACGGAAUAAUUACUUUUGUAUUUGUUUUACAUUCAUUUAUGUGUUAACCAAGUCAAAUAUGAAAUUUUGAAUACUCCCUA
Molecule: messenger RNA, 1865 nt
Organism: Daphnia pulicaria
Lineage: Eukaryota; Metazoa; Arthropoda; Branchiopoda; Diplostraca; Daphniidae
Exons: 5
Coding region: 85-1665 (526 amino acids)
Biological process (GO): SCF-dependent proteasomal ubiquitin-dependent protein catabolic process
Cellular component (GO): SCF ubiquitin ligase complex
Source: RefSeq, a predicted model, not a curated record